AUGGUCAAUCACAAAGCUGGCGGUCCUCAAGACUUGGCUAGUGGUAAGCUAGGAAUUUACGGAAUUCGUGACGCUUGCAGUCUAUGCGGCGCUUGGGCGUGUGACGCAGGGGCAGCGUUGCAGUGCGUGGAGGCAGCGACUCUGGGGAUGCCUUUUGAAGUCUGGAAGACGCGCAUGGGCAGACACAGAAGCGAAGGCACAUUGGAGGCGUUCUCGUCGAUUUGGAGAUCCCGUGGCUUGGGGGGAUUUUGGCAAGGAACGUCGGCGAAGCUUCUGGAAAGUGCUUCGAAGGGUGCAGUCCUUCUCUAUAGCAAGGAGACGUUGCUGAAGGCAUGUCGCUCCCUAGAGCUGUCCAACAGCUACGCUGGAUUUAUCGCUGGAGCUGGAGGAGGCGCAUGCCAAACGCUCGUUAUGGGGCCCUGCACAUUUGCCGUCACGGCACUUGUGACGGGCGAGGAGGGGGUCAAAAUUUCGGAAAAAUUUCGGAGUAUUUUAAAGACACACGGCAUCCGUGGACUGUAUCCGGGAGGCUCUGCCAUUGCUCUCCGACAAAUGACGAAUUGGGCAUCUCGCCAGGGAUUUACCGAGAUGUUUCGAACGUGGCUGCUUAACAGGAAGAGCAUUAAGCAGCAGCAGCAGGUAUCCCUGUGGCUGUAGGGAGGCGCACUGGCCACAUGGAACCAGCCCUUCGAAGUUGCACGGAUUCAAAUGCAGAGCGCUGCUGCAGAGGGGCAACCUAGAGAAAAUAUUAUCCGAGUGAUGCGUCAAAUUGUAAAAGCGGAAGGCUUCCAGGCACUUCUACGGGGCAUCGUGCCACGCUUGGGAUUAGGUGUUUGGCAGACACUUUUUAUGGUGUCUGGUGCGAAGCUGUUACAAGACGCCCUCGGAGUGUAG
Messenger RNA from Cyclospora cayetanensis, 894 nucleotides. RefSeq names its product citrate/oxoglutarate carrier protein. Gene Ontology annotation, biological process: alpha-ketoglutarate transport; mitochondrial citrate transmembrane transport. Gene Ontology annotation, cellular component: mitochondrion. The transcript is spliced from 7 exons. The record is from RefSeq and is a predicted model, not a curated record. Gene Ontology annotation, molecular function: tricarboxylate secondary active transmembrane transporter activity. Lineage: Eukaryota; Apicomplexa; Conoidasida; Eucoccidiorida; Eimeriidae.